GUCUUUGUCGUUCCUCUUCACUCGUCUGCCUUCCUUCGCUUUGAGUGGUCGAUUUUUUCGUAGCGCUCUCACCAGUUUUAGGAAAUUUUGCCAAAUUUUUUUAAAAUUAUUUUACACACCUGAUACACACCCCCAGUGUUGUGUCGGCUGCUUCCCCUGCAUUUUGAUAAAGCUUUUGACGAACUAAACCAGCAUUACAAUGAGUGACGACGACUGGGAUGAAGGGACCGUGUCUUCCGGCGUUCAAAAUAUGAAUCUAGGAGGGGGUGGCGGCGAUGGUUGGGGGUCCGAGUCGACGGGAGAUAAUAAUGGAGGCGGCCGAAUAGGUGGCCGUGGAGGCGGAAGAGGAAGAGGAGGAGGAGGUCGCGGUGGUGGUGGCGGUGGAGACCGAGACCGCACUGGGGAAUGGGAAUGCGCUUGUGGUGCAAGCAACUUUGCAAGCAGGCGUAGCUGUUAUAAGUGUCAGGAUCCGAAACCCGGUGGUGACGGAGGUGAUGCUGCUGCAAGCGACGAAUGGUCUUGCGCAUGUGGAGCUAGCAAUUUCGCCAGCCGGCGUAGUUGCUAUAAGUGUAAGGAGGCAAAACCCGGCUGCAGUGACGGCGGAGACAAUCACAAUCAACGCGAAGGGGACUGGAUGUGUGUUUGUGGAGCAAAUAACUUUGCCAACAGGCGACAAUGUUACAAGUGCAGCGAAGCCAAACCCGGUGGUGACGGCGGCGAUGCUGGAGGCGACAAGGAAGAAUGGCCUUGCGCAUGUGGAACAAGCAAUUUCGCCAGUCGGCGUAUAUGUUACAAGUGCAAGGAGCCGAAGCCAGGUUGUGAAAACGGUGAAAAUCCAGACGAAAAGCCAAAGCCGUAUGUUCCAGCACCCGAGUUGGAAGGGGCCGAAGCUUUCGAUGACCGUAAACAAUACUAUGAAGGGUCUGGGAUAAAUUUUUCCAAGUACAACGAUAUCAAGUUCGAUGUGACUGGUACCGAUAAGGUAAAAAGCUAUGUUACCUUCGCCGACAUGAAUCUCCGGGAUCUCGUUAAGCAAAACAUAGUAAAGGUUGGAUAUACUACUCCAACGCCCAUUCAACGACAUGCUUCGGCUCAAUUUAUGGCUGGACUUGACGUGAUGGCUUGUGCUCAAACUGGAUCUGGAAAGACGGCGGCAUUUUUGUUGCCAAUCAUCAAUGUGUUGUUGAACAACCAAGGGGAUCUCAAUACGGACACGCAUCCCGUAAAACCUGAGGCGUUGAUUCUGGCUCCAACACGCGAGCUUGCAAUUCAAAUAAGUCGGGAAUCUAGAUUGUAUUCGCAAGAUUCUAUUUUGCGAACUGUCGUUUGUUACGGAGGCACUGCGAUUUUUGCCCAAAAGAGCCAGUUACAGGCCGGGUGCAACAUUAUGGUCGCUACUCCUGGUCGCCUGCUUCAAUUCGUCAACGAGGGUACUAUUAGUUUGGCGAAUGUCCAAUUUUUUGUGCUGGAUGAAGCUGAUCGCAUGUUGGAUAUGGGAUUUAUGACUGACGUGAAAAAGAUUGUAGACACAAUGCCUUCUGUUGACGACCGUGUUAGUGGAAUGUUCAGUGCUACCUUCCAGGACGGAGUACAGAAGGCUGCAGCUGAAUUCUUAAAGAAGAAUUACGUAUUUAUUACCAUUGGAAUUGUGGGCGGGGCUUGUUCGGACGUCGGUCAAGAAUUUUUGCAAGUUGAAAGGUCCGAAAAAAGAGGAAAACUUUUGGAAAUCCUCCGAGACUCGCCAGAAGGUGAAAAAGUGCUAGUAUUUUGCAACAACAAGAAGGGGGCAGAUUUUCUAGCGGCCAGUCUCAGCGCUCAAGGUGUCUCUACGACAUCGAUUCAUGGGGACAGAUUACAAAGUCAACGAGAACAGGCUCUACGAGAAUUUACUCAGGGCAGAAAGAAGGUCCUCGUCGCAACUGCAGUAGCAGCUCGAGGUCUCGACAUUCCUAAGGUAUCUAUCGUGGUGAACUACGAUUUGCCUAAUGAAAUUGACGAGUACGUGCACCGCAUCGGAAGAACUGGUCGCUUAGGUCACACCGGGCGAGCAAUCAGUUUUUAUGAGGACUCGCAAGAUAACGCACUUGCUGCUUCGUUGGUGAGCAUCUUGGAGGGAGCAGGACAAAAUGUUCCCGAGUUCUUCAGUUCAGGCGGAGGUGGUUAUGGUAUCUCCAACGGAAAUUCGGACAUGCGUGAUGGUUCUGAACGGGGCUAUUCAAAACCAGCGGCGGCGGCGAAAUCCGAAGAUGAUGAUGCUUGGGACUAGGAACACCUUUUCCUAAUUCCAGAAUAUGUGACGAUGAAUUUUUUUUACUUCAUGAUUAACUAGUUAGUGUUGGUAGACACAUAUUAUAAUUGAAUGUUUUUGAUUGUUAUUCAAUGAAUUGUUGUACGUGUUUGAUUUUUACGCACAGUAUUACGUUUCAUUGGAAUCUUAAAUUUAGUAUUGAAAUGAAGUUACCUGUGGUAUUUUGUUACUACUUGUUCACGUGGUUGAAAACGAUAAUAAAAUGAAAACUCAAUACUAAUGGGGUCGAAAAGAAA
Folsomia candida is the source of this 2544-nucleotide messenger RNA. Its product is annotated as ATP-dependent RNA helicase vasa. Bases 200 to 2266 code for a protein of 688 amino acids. Gene Ontology annotation, molecular function: ATP binding; RNA binding; RNA helicase activity. Lineage: Eukaryota; Metazoa; Arthropoda; Collembola; Entomobryomorpha; Isotomidae. The transcript has 13 exons. Gene Ontology annotation, biological process: gamete generation; cell differentiation. The record is from RefSeq and is a predicted model, not a curated record. Gene Ontology annotation, cellular component: P granule; nucleus.